Messenger RNA from Lasiodiplodia theobromae, 693 nucleotides. Its product is annotated as Vacuolar ATP synthase subunit e protein. Gene Ontology annotation, biological process: proton transmembrane transport. The coding region runs from base 1 to 693 and encodes 230 amino acids. Gene Ontology annotation, cellular component: proton-transporting two-sector ATPase complex, catalytic domain. The transcript has 3 exons. NCBI's taxonomy places the organism in Eukaryota, Fungi, Ascomycota, Dothideomycetes, Botryosphaeriales, Botryosphaeriaceae. Gene Ontology annotation, molecular function: proton-transporting ATPase activity, rotational mechanism. The record is from RefSeq and is a predicted model, not a curated record.
AUGUCGCAGAUCCACGCCAUGUCCGACGACCAGGUCGCCGGUGAGCUCAAGAAGAUGACGGCCUUCAUCCGCCAGGAGGCGCUGGAGAAGGCCAAGGAGAUCCAGAUCAAGGCCGACGAGGAGUUUGCCAUUGAGAAGAGCAAGCUGGUGCGCGAGGAGACGCAGUCCAUCGACCAGAGCUACGAGAAGAAGUUCAAGCAGGCCGCCAUGUCGCAGCAGAUCACCCGCUCCACCGUGGCCAACAAGACACGCCUGCGCGUGCUCGGCGCCCGCCAGGAGCUGCUCGACGACCUGUUCGAGCAGGCUCGCUCCAAGCUCACCAACGCCUCCAGCGAUGCGUCCAAAUACCAGAACACCCUCAAGAACCUGAUCCUCGAGGGCCUCUACGACCUGAACGAGCCCAAGGUCCAGGUCCGCGCCCGCAAGGCCGACUCGGACGCCGUGCGCAAGGCCAUCACCGAGGCCGAGAAGGAAUACAAGGAAAAGACGGGCAAGGAGACCAAGGUCGAGGUUGAUGAGAGCAACCCUCUGCCCGAGGAAUCCACCGGCGGUGUGUCGAUCGUGGGCGGCAACGGCAAGAUCGAGAUCAACAACACGUUUGAGGAGCGGUUACGGCUGCUGGAGCACGAUGCUCUGCCGUCGAUCAGGACGACGCUGUUUGGCGAGAACAAGAACCGCAGGUUCAAGGACUGA